Messenger RNA from Anopheles marshallii, 2199 nucleotides. RefSeq names its product mucin-2-like. Bases 1 to 2199 code for a protein of 732 amino acids. The record is from RefSeq and is a predicted model, not a curated record. Lineage: Eukaryota; Metazoa; Arthropoda; Insecta; Diptera; Culicidae. The transcript has 5 exons.
AUGGCGAACAACACGUUACAUAAGCUGUCACCUGCGGUGGUACUGCUCCUACUACAAAGCUUAGGAUGCGCAGCGCACCUUUCGUACCACCAUGCCCACUUGGACCAUUGUCACCACGGGUACCGACCGCCCGCGCUCACCUGCUUUCGAACGGUAAUACAACCCACCGUCACGGAAACGGUUCCGGUAACCGACUUUGCCACCGUCACAAAUACCGCCUGUACGUACGCCCUCGUCACACCCAACCCUGUGCUGCUCACCGACAUGUCCACCCGCACGCUAUCGACCACGGUUGCCACCGUCACACCGAGCACGAUCGUUACCAGCACCGCGACGAACACGGUCAUCUCAACACCGCCGCUAGUAUCAACGACGAUCAGUACCACCAGCACCAUCCUUGUGUCGUCCACCAUCGUGGUGCGGACCACGAUCACUACCACCUCGACAAUGAUCCACAAAGAUCCUGGUGUUGGUGCUGGUGAAAUGUCACCUACGCGUGUGAAGAUACGCCAACUGUUGCCAAUGCUUUGUCUGAUGGCAUUAUGCCAUGCAGAAAUCCCGGUCUUCGAAAUUGGUUCAUUCGCAGCGGAUACCGACACUAAGGUUGCACCGAGUCAGAAACAGCUCCAAUCUGGUGGAUAUGUUGUAGAGAAGCCCACGGAACAACUGCCAGAACCCUCCAACCAGUGUCAGGGUGGACCGGACGAGUGUGGUUACGUGUACGAACCACCCAAAUGUCCAUGGGAGGAUGGUCAAGCCCAAACGACCACGGAAACGACAACCGAAAUCCGUACGGAAACACGCGUCCAGACGGAAACGGCUACCGUAACCGAAACCAUUCCAACCACCGUCACGACCACGCUCACCAGUGCCACUCCGUUCUGUGGGGCGACCAACGCCUACCUGCCACCGGAUACGACCACUACCCUGCCACCGGACACUAGGACGGUCACUGUAACGCAGCCACCGGUAACGACCACCAAAACACUGCCACCGACAACGACCACAAUCACCUCGCGCGGGACCCCAUUCACGACGGAGCGUACCAUCACACCGACCACCACGAUCGUCAUCAGCCAAACGCCUUUUGUGACGGCGACGCGUACCGUAACGCCUACCUCGACCAACAUUAUCACUGCCAGCAGCGUUUCGAUUACGCGCACGAUCACACCGACAUCGACGUACAUCUCGUACAUGCCUUCGACGACGAUCACGCGUACCGUAACGCCGACGUCCACUAAUCUGUACUACGCCGACUCGGUCACCGUCAACCGCACGGUGACACCGACGUCGACCAACGUCUUCUAUUUACCCUCGACAACGGUCAACCGCACCGUAACGCCUACCUCUACGAAUGUGUUCUACGCGGACUCGGUCACCGUUAACCGUACCGUAACGCCUACCAGUACCAAUGUGUUCUAUCUGCCAUCGACGACGGUCAAUCGUACCGUGACGCCUACCUCGACCAAUGUGUUCUACGUUGCCUCGGUAACGGUGAACCGUACCGUAACGCCUACGUCUACUAGACUUUUCUAUCUCGACUCGGUCACCGUGGAUAGGACUGUUGUGCCGACAUCAACCGUUGUCAUUACGCUCGACACGACACGCACACAGACUCGCACGGUAACGCCAACCUACGUCGUGCAGCAAACGGCCGAUACAGCUACCGUUACUAGAACUCUUACGCCAUCGUUCGUCGUUACGGAAAGCGUACCUACGGUAACGCUUACUCGCACGUUCACUCCAUCCAGCGUGCUCACGACGACGGCUUCCACGACGAACGUGAUCACUCGCACGGUAACGCCGCAGGCAACGAGCACCACCACCGUUACGGCUCCUGUUCGUACGAUCACGCAGACAGCUUCCACUACCGUCACCGUAACGCCCAAGCUUUCGGUAACGCCCACCAUCUACUCGACCGUUACACUGCCACCGGUUAUUAAGACCGUCUGCGAGCCGGCCCGCACCUAUCUGCCCGAUCCAGGCGUUACGACCAUCACCCGCACCCAGACGGAAACGAAAACGGAAGUAUCGACGACCACCGUUAUCGCCUGCACGCCUACCAACGCGUACCUUCCGGUUAGGGAAACUGUAGCCGCCAACCAGCUGUCACCAGCGUUUGCCCGUGUGCCGAAUCUGCACCGUGAAGUGCUACCGCCGCCGGACGAUGAACGCCAAAAUUUGAUCUGGAACGCUUAA